Molecule: messenger RNA, 1681 nt
Organism: Entelurus aequoreus (snake pipefish)
Lineage: Eukaryota; Metazoa; Chordata; Actinopteri; Syngnathiformes; Syngnathidae
Gene: cirbpa
Product: cold inducible RNA binding protein a
Exons: 6
Coding region: 166-825 (219 amino acids)
Biological process (GO): positive regulation of mRNA splicing, via spliceosome
Cellular component (GO): spliceosomal complex
Molecular function (GO): RNA binding
Source: RefSeq, a predicted model, not a curated record
ACCGUAAAGUAAGCACUGUCGUAAAGCUAGGUAGUAGCCAAUCAGGAUCACUGAAUGAGAUCACGUGACCCCCAGCCAGCCCAGUAAAAAGCUUGCGCCAUUGCUCGUCGAUCUCAUUCCUCAGCUGCUCCUCUCACAAGUCGUGCGCUUCCCACUAUUGAAAAGAUGACGGACGAGGGAAAAUUGUUUGUUGGAGGCUUGAACUUCACUACGACGGAGGAUUCGUUGGCCGGGGCCUUCGGCAAAUACGGAGCCAUUGAAAAAGUGGAUGUGAUCAGAGACAAGGAGACUGGAAGGUCUCGCGGUUUCGGCUUUGUGAAAUACGAAAAUGUGGAAGAUGCCAAGGAUGCCUUGGAGGCCAUGAAUGGCAAGACUAUCGAUGGCCGAAACAUUCGCGUGGAUGAAGCCGGAAAGGGAGGAGGAGGACGUUCCAAUAGAGGGUUCAACUCCGGUGGACAACGAGGUGUGGGAGGAAGAUUUGGCAGUACCAGGGGCAGAGGUGGGGGAGGUUACUCCAGAGGCAGAUCACUUGUGAUCUGCCAAAUGGUUCCUUCCUAUCGGCCCAUUUUCAAAACAAUAUUAUUAAUGCGGCGACCGUUUGUCUUUGUAGGUAGCAACUACAACGGGGACCGAGGAUACGACAGGAGCUACGAUAGAGGCUUUGGCGGCGGCGGAGAUAGGAGCUUUGGCGGGAGCGGCGGAGGAGGCGGAUACAGAAGCGGAGGCUAUUCCAACAACAGCUGCAGAGAUAACAGAGGUCAAGGUGGCUAUGGCGACCGCAGCUCAUACCGCGACACAUACGACAGCUAUUCUGGAAACGAGUAAACAUCUCCCUGAUUCAAGAUCAUCACUUGGCUGGCUGUUUUUCAAAGAUGCGCUCCUCAAGGAAAAAAACGUCCACGUGUUAUUGCUGACCCUUAGUUUUGUAGUUCUGUUGUUGUAGCUCAAGCAUCUUUAAAAGAAUGUAGCCAUGAGUUUUGGUCAUUCCUUUUUUUUUCUAAACAAACCCAAGAGAUCCAUGUUUAAACGGGAAUAUUAAUGAUUAAGCUUCUUUCCCUGCCUGGGAGGUCACAUGAUUCCUCCUAACUGAAGUACAUAAUUAGUGUCACCAGGUCAAAGCCCUAUUUGGGGAUCACUACACCUUCCCCGUGGCUUUUCUUUGCACUGCCACAAAUGCGGUGAGCCUUUUUGUCCAGAACAUGUUACCUGGUCCUUAGUCUUUUUUUUAUAUUAAAACUUGAUGGGGCCCGUUUGUCUUAAGUUUGCCCUCUUGAUCACUGACCGACCUCCUGCCAGGUUUUAACUUUGAGGAAAGAUCCAUUUGCUCUUACAGACUUAAGGGGAUUUUAUGCCCUUUCACAAUUAAAACGGUGUUAAAUUUUCCCAAAAGCGUGACUUCCUUUCAGACUUGUGAAUUACAAACCCGAAGUGGCCGGCUGUCCAUGAGGUUGCAAACAGUCAGGCCAACGUAUCUUCUGUGCUCUGCUUAACAUCUACAUUUUUUUAAAUGUGCUGUAUAAAUGGACAAGUCUUGUCAAGUGAUCCAAACAAAAUGUAACUUAGUUUCCAAAAAGUAAAAUCUCGAUCGGGAACAGACUUGUACUACUUAUGUUCUUUGUAUGGUCUUUUUUUCUUUGUCAGUUCGGCUUCAUGGAGCCCAUUAAACAGAUUGUGGAAAAUA